GUGCUUUUGGUUUUGUUUUUCUGUUUGGGUGUCAGUGGGGUGGAAAUGUAUCAGUGAAAACCCCUCUGUAACCUGGCCACAAUGGACCAUGGACAUUGUCUGCUGCUGAUCCAAAACAUAGAGCUGCUUCAGAAACACUUGGUGAGCUGAGUUUGAAAUUGGCUUGACUUCAUCUGUAGCUGACUGCCACAAAUGGUAGUCGUACUGGAGGGACAUUUGCAGUGUGUAUUGCAUUUCAGUUUAAAAAUAGCCUUGUGGUGCACUGCCUUUAGUCUGAGCGUUUUUAUUUCUAAGGACAAGGAGUUGUGUGUGGACCAAUAGACCAGUAGGAUGGCAGACUUUGGGCUCUAUGAGUACCAGGAGGAAGUGGUUCAACGGGCUCUACGGGGGGAGAACGUCAUCAUCUGGCUGCCCACCGGAGGAGGAAAGACACGGGCUGCUGUGUAUGUGGCCAAAAAACAUCUGGAGAAUAACCCUGGAGCUAAGGUGGCUGUGCUGGUCAACAUGGUUCAUUUGGUUGAACAACACUACAACAAAGAGUUCAAACCCUACCUGGGUCGGGACUAUAGCCUGGUGUCUAUCAGUGGGGACUGUGACCAGAAAGACUUCUUUGGCUGCGAGGUCAAGAACUCUGACCUGGUCAUCUGUACAGCACAGAUACUGGAGAAUGCCCUGACCAACCAGGAGGAGGGAAAACAUGUCGAGCUCUCACAGUUCACUCUGCUGAUCGUUGAUGAGUGCCACCACACUCAUAAGGAGGGUGUCUACAAUAAGAUCAUGGGGCGCUAUGUGGCACAGAAGCUGAAGGGGGAGAGACAGCUGCCGCAGAUCCUGGGCCUCACUGCCUCUCCUGGGACAGGGGGAGCCAAGAGCAUCAAAGGAGCUGUGGAGCAUGUGCUGCAGAUUUGUGCCAACCUGGACUCAGUGAUUGUGUCGUCCAAAGUGUACGCCCCUGAGCUGAAGAAAAAGGUCCCCAGACCCAGGAAAAGGUUUGACAUCGUUGACAGAAGACCUCAGGACCCAUUUGGGGAUCACCUGAAGUUCAUGAUGCAGUUUAUCCAUGACUUCAUGGCCUUAGGGCCUGACUUUCCUGUCAAGGAGUUUGGCACGCAGGAGUACGAGGCAGACGUGGUGAUUCUGGAGAAGAAGGGUGUGACAGACAGGAACAGACUGCUGGCCCAGUGUGCUCUCCACCUGCGUCAAUACAACGACGCCCUGCUCAUCAACGACACUGUGCGCAUGGUGGAUGCCUUUAGGGUCCUGGAGUCCUACUAUAGUACCAAGACCUCCACCGCCACGGAUGGAACCGACUUCUUCCUGCUUGGGCUCUACCAGGAGAACGAGGUGGAGCUGAGGAAACUGGCAGGCGAUGCCCGGUUUGAAAACCCUAAAAUGGGGAAGCUUCAGAACACCCUGCUGGAGCAGUUUGACCAGGGUGAACAUUCCAGAGGCAUCCUGUUCUCCAAGACCCGUAAAAGCAUCUGCUGCUUGUAUGACUGGGUGUCCAACAACCCAGCACUGCAGCGUGCUGGUAUCAGGGCAGCCAUUCUGACUGGCGCUGGCAAUGGCACCAAUUACAUGACCCAGAAUGAGCAGAAGGACACAAUCCGCAACUUCCGCCUGGGCUCCCUCAACCUCCUGAUCUCCACCAGCGUAGCCGAGGAGGGCCUGGACAUCCCAGAAUGCAACCUGGUGGUGCGCUACGGGCUGCUGACCAAUGAGAUCGCACAACAGCAGGCCAGUGGCCGGGCUCGGGCGAGUGACAGCGUUUACUCUGUGGUGGCCCAGGCGGGGGGGCGGGAGGUGCGUCGGGAACUCCUCAAUGAAUGUCUGGAGGACUUGACUGGCAGGGCCAUCGGCGAAGUGCAGAGGAUGGAGCCCAGGGAGUUCCAAAUUAAGAUCACUGAUCUCCAGACAGAAGCCAUGUUGACCAGACAGUUGGCAGAACAGUUGAAGAUCAAGAAGAGGAGUCGUUUCAGUGCUGCUACGGUUCAGCUCUCGUGUCGAGACUGUUUUGUGCCCGUGGCCUUCGGCAAUGACAUUAAAGUCAUUGAAAACGCACACCAUGUCAACAUCAACCCGGACUUUGAGAAGUACUAUAAGACCGGUGAGCAGACCCCGCUAAAGACUUUUGAGGACUGGGAGCCAGGCCGUGUGAUCAGCUGUGCUGCCUGUGGCAAGCAAUGGGGAAGGGAAAUGGUAUAUAAGGAGAUUGCCCUGCUGCCCAUUCUGGCCAUCGAGAACUUUGCCAUGGAGACUCCGGAGGGAAGAAAAUUAGCCAACAAGUGGAAGAAAGUUGAGUUUACAGUGGAGGAGUUUAACUUCAGCAUGUACUGUCAAAACAAAUUCCCUAACAUGUUGGAUUGAUACGCUAUUACACUGGAGGAAGGACUGUAACUGGGGGGCUUUCAUGGUGUUUCCACCUCGUACUGUUUUCACCUUUCCACUAACCUUCUCUUCCUUUCUCUCUCUGUCUGUCAGUCUGUGUUGCUUAGUCUAGACUACCAUUGUGUUACUUAUGCAUGAUCCUGAAGUGUGUCAUUGUCCUAUUUUUUAUUUUAUUUCACCUUUAUUUAACCAGGUAGGCUAGUUGAGAACAAGUUCUCAUUUACAACUGCGACCUGGCCAAGAUAAAGCAAAGCAGUGCGUCACAAGCAACAACACAGAGUUA
Oncorhynchus tshawytscha (Chinook salmon) is the source of this 2671-nucleotide messenger RNA. RefSeq names its product probable ATP-dependent RNA helicase DHX58. The record is from RefSeq and is a predicted model, not a curated record. Gene Ontology annotation, biological process: response to virus; innate immune response; positive regulation of interferon-beta production. Gene Ontology annotation, cellular component: cytoplasm. Gene Ontology annotation, molecular function: double-stranded RNA binding; ATP binding; DNA binding. Lineage: Eukaryota; Metazoa; Chordata; Actinopteri; Salmoniformes; Salmonidae. Bases 331 to 2367 code for a protein of 678 amino acids. The transcript has 11 exons.